UGUCAUUCAUACUCUUAUUUUUAACCGAAUAUCUUUGCAAAAGUGUUCAUUGUGUCAAUUCAGAGCUCGGAAAUAUUGGAAUAAUGUGCUUAAGGGGACUGACACUCAAGGCACACAACAGGACAACACAAGAACCACAUUUUCAAUUGACAAUCAUUGCUUUAAAUGGAUGUGGUCGAUUGUUUAUAUAUGCCUAUACAAAUCUAUGUAUUUAACUUGUAAAGCAAGGUUGGAUUAGUAGGUCUAAGCAACAUGCACCUGGAUAAUCGCGUCAUGAAUCGGGACAGGCUCCUAUGUCCCUACAUUAUGACAUAAUAAAGACAUAGAAGCAUACCCAUUUAUACAGGUUCUACACAUUCCAUUUCUCCAUGGCAAUAGAAUGUAAACAUUCUAUUUUGCGCCAAACAUCACCUACAACUCCAUUCUAAGUGCAGCAUAUUGGACGACUCCACAGUCAUUGAUCAUUCGCGACUUUAAGUCAUUCCUGUUAUCUCUAGAGCAUCCCGUAAAUCUAUAGCGCUGCAUUUCUUCCCCAUCUUACCAUGGAUAGGGUUUGGUGCAUUCCAGAGUUCACUUAUGGUCCCACAAAGGUAAUCUUAGGAGAAAUUCAUUUUAGCAUACUGUAAAUGCCUGUGCAUAAUCUGCAUAACAAAGCGUCAUUAUUUUCAAUAUCUUCAAAGGAAUUCUGCAGAAGCAGCCUUUAUUUUCAGACUCUGCAGGCCUGCUGGGAGGAAACAUAUUACAAUAAACAGAAGAAGCUCAUGGUCCACUAUCUGCUGCUCCAGAGUCAAGGCCAGGUCCCGCCCCAUGUCACCACGGAGCACAUGAGCAACUGGCUGGUGUCUCAGGGCAAAAAAUCCCUUAGGGAGAGGGUGUGGAAGGAAACCCUGGAGGAGGGAAACGACCUCGCUCGGCUGGCCUGGGAAGUAAACACUUGCCUAAAAAUGAUGGACAUAGAGCACGAGGCUUUCUGCAAGCUCCGCCGCUCCAUGCACUCCACCUCGGCAGCUGACAUCGAUCCUAAAGUACACAUCAUCGUGGAGAGAGCUGUGAGGAGCAUUCUGGACGAGCAGUCCAAUGAGCCCCGUAGCAACCUGCUCAGCCCAUCUCAGGUGGUGGUGGAGGUGGUGCCCAGGCUCCUCCUGGCCCUGUGGCUUCAGCCAGAGGAAGGCCAUUCAGAGCACCCAAUCCUAAUAAGCGGGAUGGCCGUGGGCAUGGUGGCGGCCGUAGUGGAGAAGCUCUCCUGUUUGUUAAAGGACCCUUCCCCUCACAUCCAUUUCUCCCGGGCUGCUGCUUUUGACUCUGUGCGGUCGAUCCUCGGGAGAAUCAGUCAGUCCUUCUCCACGGAUGACCUCCAGAGCCCUUUUUAUAUGAACUCUGUCUGUGCCUUUGUGGUGGACGAGGUGCAGAGCUGCUUCCAGCCCCCUGCAGCCACCCUACCAGUCCCCCCUGUCCUCGCGGUGGCCGUUUCCACCACACUACCAGCUGACAUCCAAGCAGACCAGGCUUCUUCCCACCUGGAGGUUGUGAACAUCACCCCAAACACAGAGGCAGACCCGGGUUCUUUCCACCUGAAUGUGGUGGACAUCACCCCUAAUACAGAGGCAGAUCCGGCUUCUUUCCACCUGAAUGUGGUGGACAUCACCACUAACAAAGAGGCAGAUCCGGCUUCUUCCCACCUGAAUGUGGUGGACAUCACCACUAACAAAGAGGCAGACCCAGCUUCUUCCCACCUGAAUGUGGUGGACAUCACCACUAACAAAGAGACAGAUCCGGCUUCUUCCCACCUGAAUGUGGUGGACAUCACCACUAACAAAGAGGCAGACCCAGCUUCUUCCCACCUGAAUGUGGUGGACAUCACCACUAACAAAGAGGCAGACCCAGCUUCUUCCCACCUGAAUGUGGUGGACAUCACCCCUAAUACAGAGGCAGAGCCCAUCUCUUCCCACUUGGAGGUUGUGGACGUCACACCUGAAGAAAGGAAUCUCACGAUGGCCGUCUUCGCCACUCUGCCAGCUGACAUCCAAGCAGAGGAUGUUGCUGUGGUCAUCCCGGAUGUCACCCCACAUGUCACCAAGGACGUGACACUGGAUGUUCCAUGCAGAGCUAGGAAAGGGGCAGUCCGGCGAUUAUUUUGCAGGCUUUGGCGGGCAGUGUGCUGCUGCGCCUGCCACAAGGACGAGGAGGAACAAUAUUAAUUAUUCAUCAGACCUUCAGAAAUGGGAUUGAACCAUAGACCAUUAAAUUAUUCGCAUUAUAAUUGGAUUCAAUUCUGCUUUUCUUCUGUUUACUACUUAAUUUCAGAACUUUUCUAUAAACCUUCACUUUGCAAGUGUGGAGUACGUUGUGUAAAUAAGUGGGAAACAUCCCAAUUUUAAUACUUUGUACAUUUAAAAAAAUAUAUAUAUAUAUUUGACAACAAAAAAAUCGGAGGGCGCUCAACCAACGUUGAGUUGAGGUGCAAACAAAAAUUUGAAUCAUCAUAGAAAAGGAAAAAGCGCAACUCUUGCUCACUAUAAAAAAAAAAGCAUUGUUUUAUUAAGGCAAGGUUAAAAGAUGAACGUUUCGGCCUAGUCUAUGACGAUAUGCAAGUUGUGUUUGCCCAGUAAAAGGGUGACCCAGACUCACCCUGGUUCUUGAGGGUUGAAGACAGCGAAAAAUUAUCAUUAAGUAAAUGGGACUUUUCAAUUCUUAAAUAAAAAUCUUUAAUGAACAUGAAUUUAAAUACAGUUGACUUGAGGAUCAGAGCAGGCAGGCUGACUGGCUAGCCCUGAAGGCCCUCUGCCUCUACCUCUGUGUGGUUCAUCUCAACCAAGAGGUUGUGUGGGUUGUCUUUCUCUCUGUGGGUGUGAAUCACUAUGACCUCUCCCUCUGCCUGCCAUUUGGCUGAUCAGAAGCCUUCUGCUCUUUCUUGCUCACAUGAACCGGAGGAAUUGCCUCUGGGGUAAUCUCCUCCUCUAUAUAACGCCUCUUCCACCUCCUCUUUCUGACUGUGUUUGACUGAGGUCACUCGUUCUCUCUCCCUGGGUGUUGGAUAGUUCCUCCUCCUCUGUGUCUUUGUGAGUUUGGAGGGAGUUAUCCUGUUCCGGCUCCCUCUAAGGGUGUGCACCGUAAUCUCUUUCGGUGUGUUGAGGGGUUCAGUGGUUUUGGAGGGAGUAUGAAGUUCGAUCUCUAGCGAUGAGUGUGGGGUCUGUCCCGUGGUGGUGUCCCCCUCCCUCCUAAGGAGGAGCCUGUCACAAAUCCCGUUUCCUGAGUCUGUUUUUUGCCUGUGUUCUGUUCUGGAGUGUUUUUUCCGGUGUCCUGGAACGCACCCUGUCUGGUUGCCGGACGAUUUAGCUAGUUGGGAGAUCUCAGAUUACCCGCACCUGUAUCCCAUCAGCUAUCUGCACACCUGGUCCUGAUCAUCAUCUCUCCUCUUUAUAAUCCCGGACCUGACAUCCAUUCCCUGCCGGAUCGUUAGCCAGUAACAGUAUGUUGUGCCAGCGUAUCAGCCUCCAGCUUGAUAGAAUUUGUUUAGUUGUUUUGUAUGUCUUAAACUUACCUCCGUUUGUUCUGUCUUCAGUUAUUCACCCGGAUCAUUUACCCCAUUCCUGCCUGGUCGUCGGAGGUUUCCGCUACUCCCUUGGACCCACCUAUUCACUCCCAUCAACUCACCACCGCUGCCCGCUACUCCACCUGGAUAUUUCUACCCCUUCAUAUUCACUUGUAAAUAAAUACUCACCUUCUUCCUA
Salvelinus fontinalis (brook trout) is the source of this 3731-nucleotide messenger RNA. RefSeq lists its product as uncharacterized. Bases 627 to 2198 code for a protein of 523 amino acids. NCBI's taxonomy places the organism in Eukaryota, Metazoa, Chordata, Actinopteri, Salmoniformes, Salmonidae. The transcript is spliced from 7 exons. The record is from RefSeq and is a predicted model, not a curated record.